Messenger RNA from Sphaerodactylus townsendi, 2628 nucleotides. It is a transcript of the gene SPAG6, whose product is annotated as sperm associated antigen 6. Lineage: Eukaryota; Metazoa; Chordata; Lepidosauria; Squamata; Sphaerodactylidae. Gene Ontology annotation, cellular component: acrosomal vesicle; microtubule cytoskeleton; sperm principal piece. The transcript has 11 exons. Gene Ontology annotation, biological process: filopodium assembly; epithelial cilium movement involved in extracellular fluid movement; sperm axoneme assembly. The record is from RefSeq and is a predicted model, not a curated record. Gene Ontology annotation, molecular function: microtubule binding. The coding region runs from base 214 to 1740 and encodes 508 amino acids.
AGGCCCUCCCGAGCCCCGGCCUCCCCUCUGCCUCGCAGGCCGGCCGACCGAGGCUGCCCCUCUGAUGUCACAAACCGGGGCGGAGGCGGCGGCCUCCUCUGUGGCGCCGGCUUCCGUUGGGUUGCCUAGGAGCCCGAGAUAAACACACACACAGGCCGCCGGGCAGACAGGCAGGCAGGGAGCCGCCAGGGAGGGAACAGGGAGGAAGCGACCAUGAGCCAAAGGCAGGUCUUGCAAGUCUUUGAGCAGUACCAGAGAGCCAGGACGCAGUUUGUGCAGACGGUGGCGGAGCUUGCUACUAGGCCUCAAAACAUUGAGACCCUCCAGAAUGCAGGUGUGAUGGCUCUGCUGAGACCACUGCUAUUAGAUGUGGUUCCGAAUAUUCAACAGACAGCUGCCUUGGCUCUUGGGAGACUUGCCAAUUACAAUGACGAUCUGGCAGAAGCUGUAGUGAAGGGGGAUAUUCUUCCUCAACUUGUCUAUUCAUUGGCUGAACAGAAUCGUUUCUACAAGAAAGCAGCUGCGUUUGUCCUGCGAGCAGUUGGGAAGCAUUCACCUCAGCUAGCCCAAGCCAUUGUUGACUGCGGUGCAUUAGACACGCUGGUGAUCUGCUUGGAGGAUUUUGAUCCCGGAGUAAAGGAAGCUGCAUCCUGGGCUCUUGGCUAUAUUGCAAGACACAAUGCAGAACUGUCACAGGCGGUGGUGGAUGCGGGAGCCAUCCCUCUUUUAGUGCUCUGUAUCCAAGAGCCCGAGAUCGCCCUGAGGAGGAUUGCUGCUUCAGCGCUCAGUGAUAUUUCAAAGCAUUCUCCGGAGCUGGCGCAGACGGUGGUGGACGUGGGGGCCAUUGCUCACUUGGCUCAGAUGAUCCUCAACCCUGAUGCUAAACUGAAGCGUCAGGUGCUUUCCGCUCUCAGCCAGAUAGCGAAGCAUUCUGUGGAUCUGGCAGAAAUGGUGGUGGAAGCAGAAAUUUUCCCUGUUGUACUCACAUGCCUGAAGGACUCUGAUGAAUACGUCAAGAAAAAUGCAGCCACUCUAAUUAGAGAGAUAGCAAGGCAUACGCCUGAGCUUUCGCAACUGAUAGUGAAUGCAGGGGGGGUCGCUGCUGUGAUCGAUUGCAUUGGCAGCUGCAGAGGGAAUGUCCGGCUCCCUGGGAUCAUGAUGCUGGGCUACGUGGCAGCCCAUUCGGAGAACCUGGCCAUGGCGGUAAUAAUCUCCAAGGGGGUCCCGCAAUUGGCCGUGUGCUUGUUGGAAGAACCAGAAGAUCAUAUUAAGGCGGCAGCUGCUUGGUCCCUGGGACAGAUUGGGAGGCAUACGCCAGAACAUGCUCGCGCAGUUGCGGUAGCCAACGUCUUACCUGUGUUGCUGUCCCUGUAUAUGGCAACUGAAAGUUCAGAAGAUCUUCAAGUCAAGACUAAGAAAGCACUAAAGAAUAUCCUCCAGAAAUGCACCUACCUGCCGGCUCUUGAGCCUUUGCUCCAUGACGCUCCUCCCAACAUUCUGAAGCACAUAGUUGGGCAGUUCAGUAAGGUUCUGCCACACGAUAGCAAAGCCCGGCGCCUUUUCGUAACGAGUGGCGGCCUGAAAAAGGUCCAGGAGAUAAAAGCAGAGGCCGGCUCAGUUCUUCAAGAGUACAUCCACACUAUUAACAAUUGUUACCCAGAGGAGAUAGUCAGGUACUAUUCCCCUGGAUAUUCUGAAGCACUUCUGGAAAGGAUAGAAAAUUAUCAGCCUGUUCUAUAAACUCUUCAGCAUUUGUUAUAGAGGGUUUUUUUUCCCUAUUUCCCUAUUUUUGAGUAGCAGGCUUAUAUAGUUUGGGAAACUCUAGUCUGCAAGAUAGUUAGUCUUCUGUCCUGUUACCAAUUAGUUAUGGCAAUAGGAAGAUACAGCCUUUUCUCCUGUAAUCCACACUUGGUUUUUCUAAGAGCCAAGGUUAUCAUGUACCUGUGUCCAGAGGUCCACAUUUCUCAGAAUGUCUUGAGGACAUGAGACUGUAAAGUCCAACAUCUUUUCUAAAUGUAGUCAUUUAGACUGCAGCCAGAGAAGUUGUCAGAUCGGAUGCUUGAGAUGAAAGAGUUGUUUCAGCGGAUAAGAAUGUUAGCAUGUAAGUCAGGAACUGAACCGUUCUCAUUCAUCACAAUGAAAUUUGCACAGAGGUACAGUUUGCAGCUCACUCUGGGAAAGUAGGAUUUACUGUCUCCAAAUGUGCAAAGGAGCAGUAGACCGUCUUCCUCUCUCCUGUUUCUUAAUUAACUGCUGCCACGGCCUCCGCAGCAGAAGUUUCUCAGGCAUCUGGAAGAACUAACAUGUGACUGGUAAAACCCUUUGAAUUAAUAACCGUCUGGCCUUUUAGCAUCCAGGUUUUUGAUGGGAUAGCUUCAACUGUAUAAUUUUUAGGAGUGGAUUUCAGGAGAACUUUUACUUCAGUAAUAAAUGACUGAUAAGUAGUUAAAAGAAAACUGGGAAUAGACAGUGCUGUGAAUUUUGCUUGAAAUUUGCUGAAUGCUGCUUCAGAGUCCUCCCAGCUUUUGAGAAAGGAAUGGUUGUGAGAAACAAAUUGCAUCCUGGCAAGCUUGAAAUUGUAAUACCUGAUGAAGUAAAAUAAAACCCUGCAGGUAGUACCAAGCAAAA